This is a messenger RNA of Ceutorhynchus assimilis (cabbage seed weevil), 7054 nucleotides long. The record is from the annotation of a GenBank genome assembly. Lineage: Eukaryota; Metazoa; Arthropoda; Insecta; Coleoptera; Curculionidae.
CGACGUUGCCCCGUGUACUUCGUGCCGUCUUUUUUUUGAAUAUAUACUUUAUUUAUUUAUUAAAAAACCUUAUUGGUGGACAAAAAUAGUAAUUAUUGAGGAUUAUUGAAUAGUGCCUAAAUGAUGAGCUUUUCAGUGCAGCUACAAAUUUAAAGUGUUUUGUGUAUAUUAUAUGGACAUUGACUUUUAACUGGACUUUAAAGUCUUUUUAAAUAAUAAUGUAAUUUAAGUUGUUUGUUUAAAAUCCACAGUGGUACGUUUUUUAAUAGAAACAGUGGGCCAAAAAUCAAAAAACCUAACUAGGAUUUGUAAUGUUUCACUAAAAACUGGACAAAAUGAUGCGUUGCCACAAAAAAACUAAGGAAAGUGGCUUUUUCGAGGGCGACUCUACCGAAUCAGAAAUAAUGACAAAAGCUCUGAAAAGGACUAAAGUGUUCACGACAUCCGGUGACGGAAAAUGGAUUGUGGAAUACACUCAGGAAGAUCUGGAAUCUCAGAUCAGAAACAGUGUGAACAGUAAAGUUAAUCUGUCUGGAGUGGAUAGAGUUGAUAUGACCCAUUUCGAUUUGCUCAAAGUACUCGGAACUGGAGCAUAUGGUAAAGUGUUCCUAGUAAGAAAACGUGGAGGAUCGGAUGAUGGUCGGCUCUACGCAAUGAAAGUGCUCAAAAAAGCGACGAUAGUGCAAAAGAAAAAGACUACUGAGCAUACGAAAACCGAAAGACAAGUUUUAGAAGCGGUCAGAGAUAAUCCGUUUCUGGUCACCCUUCACUACGCCUUCCAGACCGAUGCCAAAUUACAUUUAAUUUUAGAUUAUGUAGCAGGAGGAGAACUAUUCACUCACCUGUACCAACGUGAACAUUUCACAGAAGAAGAAGUCCGAAUCUACAUAGGAGAAAUCAUUCUGGCUUUGGAAAAAUUGCAUGCGCUGGGCAUCAUCUAUAGAGACAUCAAACUAGAAAACAUCUUAGUAGACGACAAAGGCCACAUAGUCCUGACAGAUUUCGGCCUGUCAAAAGAACUUUCUAGCAAUGACGGCGAACAACGAGCCUACUCUUUCUGUGGUACCAUCGAGUACAUGGCGCCCGAGGUGGUCAAAGGCGGUACCCAGGGGCACGAUAUUGCCGUUGAUUGGUGGUCUGUAGGAGUUCUCACUUACGAGCUGCUUACGGGGGCUUCACCGUUUACAGUGGAAGGAGAACGGAAUACUCAGCAGGAAAUUUCUAAGAGGAUUUUGAAAACUACACCACCGAUACCUGAAUAUAUAGGAAAAGAUGUGGCAGAUUUCAUAACAAAACUCCUAGUCAAAGACCCGAGAAGACGUCUGGGAGGCGGCGAAGACGACGCCAAAGAACUGAAAAGGCACUCAUUCUUCAAAACUCUAGACUGGGACAAACUUGCCCGCAAAGAAAUCUCAGCUCCAUUUGUACCAGUAAUCAAAAGCGAACUAGAUGUAUCCAACUUCAGCGAAGAGUUCACAACAAUGCCGCCUACCGAUUCACCUGCUGUGGUACCACCCAACUACGACAAACUGUUCAAAGGGUACUCAUAUGUAGCACCUUCAAUAGUAUUUUCCAGAAACGCUAUUUCUGAAAAAAGUCCUGGUUUACAGGCAAACUUGCUUAAAUCCCAACUGGAUGACUCUCCAUUUUUUCAGCAAUACGACAUGGACUUGAGCGAGCCAGCUUUGGGUGAUGGUACCUUUUCGAUUUGUCGCAGGUGCACGCACAAGGCUUCAGGCAAAGAGUUUGCAGUUAAAAUAAUCGGCAAAGUGCGAGAUUGUACUCAGGAAAUUAAUCUUUUAAGAGCCUGCCAAGGACAUGCAAAUAUAGUCAAUUUGCAUGAGUGUUUACAUGAUGAUCACUAUACUUAUUUGGUAAUGGAGUGUCUUAAAGGGGGCGAGCUGUUUGAUAGGAUACGCAACAAGACAAAAUUCUUAGAAAGCGAGGCUUCUGCUAUCCUGAAAAAACUUGUUAGUGCAGUUAGUUUUAUGCACUCUCGAGGAGUGGUGCAUAGAGACUUGAAACCUGAAAACUUAGUUUUUACUUGCCAGGAUGGUGAUGCCGAAAUUAAAAUUAUUGAUUUUGGAUUUGCCCGCUUGAAACGUGAAAAAGAGUCUUUGCAUACACCCUGUUUCACUUUGCAUUAUGCUGCUCCAGAAGUGCUCAAAGGUGAUCCAGAAGGUUAUGACGAGAAUUGCGAUUUGUGGAGUUUAGGAGUAAUUUUGUAUACGAUGUUGUGUGGAAAGGCACCUUUCCAUGCCAGGUCUAGAGAUGAAAGUGUUGGGUCUAUAAUGGAAAGGAUUAAGUGUGGAGAUUUUAAUUUUGACUCUCCUGCUUGGGAAGAGGUUUCGCUUGAUGCCAAAAAUGUUGUUGAAGGGCUUUUGACUGUAACCCCAAGUCAACGAUUGCGAAUGAGUGAUUUGCAAAACAAUAGUUGGGUGCAAGGACAUCAGAAUUUGCCUCAGAAUAUUUUAAUGACGCCUGAUAUAUUAGGCUCCAGUGCUGAAAAGACUUUGCAAACUACAUUUAAUGCUUUUCAUCAAGCUGAGCGAGAAGGGUUUCGGUUGCAAGAUGUUUUGAGUGCCAAAUUAGCCCAAAGGAGACGCAAAAAGAAAAGUUCUAGUGAUAAUACAAGCACUAGUUCGUUUACUAGUGAAAGCUCUUCUAAGCCUGCAACAACAUGUGAGUCUAGGGUAGAUGUAAGAGAAUCUACUGGUUCAAGUGGCAUUGUGGUGUCAAUAGAUUCAAAAACUCGGAGACGGGAGCGCAAAGUUUACGAAAAAACUCGCCAAAGCGAAAGGAUUUUGCGUAAAAGACUGGAAAUCGACUGCGAUACCGACGUUUUUGUCUCUCUACCUAACAGAACCAGAAAAAGGAAACUCGUCGACGAUACUGAUCUGUGCAGUACUCCUACUAAAAUAAGGAAAAAAGUUGUUCCCUUACAUAAAAAGAAAGGGGCUCGCUAAUUUAUUUAUUGUUGAGAAAAAAUGCCUCUUUUUAGCUGUCUAAAUCAAAUAUGUAAAGGAUGUAGGGUUGAUUGACAUCUUCAUUGUAAUUCAAUUUACCCACAACCAAUUAACUCAUGUUAAGUUAUCAGACAAUUUACCUGAAAUGUGAAAGAUAUCAGAUAAAAUUCAAAGUUUUAAAGGGUGAAAUGUAGUAAAAGACCUUUCGGAAUUAAGGUCACAUACAGAUAUUUCUGACAAUAUGACAUACAACAUGACAUACACUGUAGAUAAAUUUAAUUGUGAGAUUGUUCCAAAUUUUGAUUUCAGUACAGUCCCAUGAUUUUUAUUGAUUUAAAAAUUUCAAUAAUUCCUAAUUUGAACCACAUCGUUGAUUUUCUUGAUCCAACUGUUAUGGAACUUAUCCAACCCCAUCCAUUUUACAAAAAUUGUACUCCGUUUCUGUUGUAGGACUUUCUCUGCAGGAAAUACGUCAUUCUGUUUGGUUUUCUAUAAUUUUUCUUCAUAAAACCCACCUCUUAUAGGUUGCUUACAAGUACUUUAACAACUUUGCCACCUUAUAAAAACUCGAUUUUUUAAUUUUUCAAUUUUGCUCAAUUUUGAUUUUACCAAUCGAUAGAGCGAGUUAAAAUUAGUGGAAAAUCACUCUGACAUUAUUUUCAAAUAAGAUGCAAAAAAAUUAACAAGAAAAUCGUAUUUUUGGGUCUGGAAAAUUUUCAACAUUUUGACAUGGCUAUGUGCAAUUGCCCAUAUCUUUGUUGAAAUUUGAGCAAAUCAAAAUAAAUUAUAUAUCAUUGGAAAGAGCAUUAAAUUCUCUAUAAAUCUGUACUGAAUUGAGUUUUGUAAGGCAAAUAGUUUCUGAGCAAUCGAGCCUCAAAAUUCACUUUUAGUCCAAAUUUUGUCAAAAACUUCAAUAUCAAUUUUCUAAAAAACUGUAAACCUAGGAAUAUUGUAAAUUACAGGUUAUUUAGAGCAUAAGAAGAGCUACAAAUGCUGGAAAUUUUAACUCAAUUUGUCCAACGGUUAAUGGGAAAUUGAGGUUUGAAGAUUUUCGAAUUAAAAUUCAAAGGGGUUACCCUUUUUUUUAAUUUUUCAGUUUUGCUCAAUUUUGACUUUUCCAAUCGAUAGAGCGGGUCAAAAUUAGUGGAAAACAACUCUGACAUCAUUUUCAAAUGGCCUUUUUAAAACGCAAAAAAAUUAACAAGAAAAUCUUAGUUUUGGCUCUGAGAAAUUUUCAAAAUCUUGACAUGGCCAUGAGCAAUUCCUCAUAUCUUUGUUAAACUUUGAGCAAAUUGAGAUAAAUUAUAUAUCAUUGGAAAGAGCAUUAAAUUCUCUAUAAAUCUGUACUAAAUGGAGUUUGCUAGUGCAAAUAGUUUCUGAGCAAUUGAGCCUCAAAGUUAACUUUUAGUCCAAAUUUUGUCAAAAACUUCAAACUCCAUUUGCUCAAAAACUAUAGAUCUGGAAAUAUUGUAAAUUACAGGUUUUUCAGAGCUUAAUGAGAGUUUCAAAUGCUAAAAAUUUUAACUCAAUUUGCCAAAUGGUUAAUAAAAAAUUGAGGUUUGAAGAUUCUGAAAUUAAAAUUCAAAAUAAAAAAUCCUGACAUGGCUGUGUGCAAUUGCCUAUAUCUUUGUUAAAAACUUUGAGCAAAUUGAAAUUAAUUAUGUAUCAUCGGCAAGAGCAUUAAAUUCCCUAUAAACCUGUACUAAAUUGAGCUUUAACAAGCUAAAAUUCAGUACAGAUAUUUCUGACAAUAACAUACCAUACAACAAUUUUGCAAUAUUUAAUAAUUUUAUCUGCCAACUAACUACAGUGUAAAUUGUCUGAUAACCAAGUUAAAACUGAAAAGAAAAAUGUGAUAUCAUAAAAAUAACAAAACAAUAUUUGUACCAGGGACAAUUUUCGUAUACAAAAGAUUUCUUCUCUUAUGAAAAUUUUCCUUUGUACCUUAAUUUAUUUUUACACACAUGAAAAUGAAACAAAAGUGCACUUCCUACAUGAAACAGAGAAAGAUAAAAAAAAAAGAGUUUAUAUAUUAUUAUAUAUACAUCAUUAUACCCUAUUAUUAUUACCAAAAAAAAAUUGUAUAGUUAUUUUAAUGUAAAUAAUUAUUUCUUUGUAACAAUUAAUUGUUAAAAGUAUAAGAAAAUUAAUAAUCAAUAGGGCGGUUGCAAUCGUUUGUAUUUUAUUUUAUUUUUUGUAGAAAACAGUAUUAAUUUAUUUGGAAAUUUGUAAUCAUUUCUUGUCAGGGGCGCAGCCAAAGGGGGGCCAGAGAAAAAUAGAAAAAUAAUUAAGUAGACAAAAGUUGUAAACUUCUUGUAUUAAAAAUACGUUUUUGAUUUGUAUUAUGUGAAGAAAAUCCAAGAACAAUACUGGAUUUCUAUCAAAAAAUAUCAUUCUUUAGAGUUUGCAACAAAACGUAGACGUGACAAUCUGUACCUACUUUGGUUCAAAACCAAAAGCCAUGUUUCACCUAUUUGAGUCAACCUGUAUUUAAGUUAUAGUUGCAGGAUCUGAGUUUACAAUUUCCGAGCGGUUGUGACGUCACGCUUCCAUGGUUGUUUUGCAAAUAUCUCGAAAACCCUUAAGGCAUAAAAUGAAAUAUUAUUCUUAGAAAUUUUGAUUUGUGGUUUACACACCAUUCAAAGGAUAGUGAGUCUGUGUACAUACAUUCCUUCAAUUUUUUCUGAUAUAAUGUCUGGCUGCGCCACUGUUUCUUGUUGUGUGAUCUCAUUUUUAUUUUUUGAAUUGUUGCUCAUUUAAAUAAGCGUGCAUCCGUCUAAACAAAAAAAAAAUUGUUUGUUUCUUUUGAAGUCACUUUUUAAUAAUUGUAUAAGUUUGUAAAAGUUUUGCGCACUCUCAGGUAAUUAUUUUUAAUAGUUUAAAUUAAUUAUUAGGUCUGUUCCAACCGACAUUGGAACAAAUCAUUUGUCAAAUAACUUAUUGAAAAAUAGGUGGGCAACUGGAAAUUACUGGUUCUCAUGUCAGUUGGAACAGAGCUAUUGUUAUUUAGGGAAUUCCUCUAAAAUAUUGUACUUUUUAGUUUAGCUAAUUUUAUACCAACAGAUUUUUAGUUGUUAAAAGCCUCUAAUGAUUAUUGGGAAUUAUUUAUUUUAAUACGUAAUUGAAUGAGAGAGAUUUAGAUAAAUUUAAGACCAAAAUGUAAAAGAAUAUGGACAGCAGUGCCUUGUUGAAUUUUUUCGUUGAUGUUAGUAUUGGGCUUUUUUGGUUUUUAGUAUAAACAAUUUGUUGUUAACCAUUUUAUCGGCCCUAGCGUUGAAUUGAAUAAUGAAAUAAAUCAACUUUUUUUUUCUGAUUAUUUGAAGUAUUUUGUUUUAUUUUGUUGGGGAAUGGACGAAGCAGGUCUGCAGGUACGAUGAAUAAUUGAAAAACCUUAAAAAUCUCAUAAGUGAGUGGUACAGUACUCAACCGAACUAACAGGCUUUGCAGAAAAGUGAAGGACUGAUAGAUUUAAAAUGGUAUAUUAAAAGCAUCAAUUUAUUUAUUUCAACUAUAACAAUAGGUACAAUAAAUCACAAUAAUUUUGUAACAUGAAUUAUUAAUUUUUAUUGUUUCAGGCAGUGUAAUAAACUAUAAAUUAUUGUUAAAAGCAUAGUACCACCCUAUUGAUAUUUUUCAAUAAUAUAAUUGCAUCUGUAAGUUUAUUAAAUUUAGUACCUACUUAUUACCAAAACAUAACAAGCAACUACUUUUUGUUAUUAAAUAAAAUUGACUUACUACUUUUACAAUAAAUUUUUUUUGACAUCCUACCCUACAAUGACUCUUUAAACUCAAACUAACUCCUAGAAAGUUUCAACGACUUAUAAUACAAAUUACAACAUCAAAGUUUGAGGUAAGAAAAAACAACUCAUUGUCAUUUAUUAUUGCUUAAAAAUUGUGAAUUUUUAAAAGCACCAAAACCCCAGCUACAAGUGACAUCGAGGCAGCUACAAACGAGCUUCCAUUACAAUUGUUGCCAUCACAAGCGCACACUUCUUGUCUGCCACCGAAUCCUGAUCUCUGAUAACAACGAUUUUUGUACUGAGAAUCUUCCCAGCCACAAGUUCUAAUCACUCUACUAUCAGGUUGAA